This is a messenger RNA of Protopterus annectens (West African lungfish), 2298 nucleotides long. It is a transcript of the gene MRPS9, whose product is annotated as mitochondrial ribosomal protein S9. Bases 44 to 1297 code for a protein of 417 amino acids. The transcript is spliced from 12 exons. NCBI's taxonomy places the organism in Eukaryota, Metazoa, Chordata, Ceratodontiformes, Protopteridae. Gene Ontology annotation, cellular component: ribosome; mitochondrial small ribosomal subunit. Gene Ontology annotation, molecular function: structural constituent of ribosome; RNA binding. Gene Ontology annotation, biological process: translation. The record is from RefSeq and is a predicted model, not a curated record.
UCUCAAAUUACGCAUGCGUAGUGUUACUUUCUGUUCAUGAAACAUGGCUGCUUCCAAUAGUAGGGUUCUGAGAUCUGUCUUAAAUGGAUGUUAUGGUUCGGUUUCAUGGUUGUCACUUUGCGGAAGGCAUUGCACUGAGUCUGCACAACGGACCUGCAUGGGAAAAGGGUGGUACCUGUCACAAAGUACCUUCACAGAUCUAGGAUCACAGAAGCUCAGCAGAUUUUCUGCCUCAAAGUUAUGUAGCAGAUCAAUAUGCAGUAGUUCACACCUACAGAAGAGGAAUGUUGCUGCAACAGGCCCAGAAAAGUUUUCCGAUGAAUUUGUUAGAAAACAGAUAGAAAAAUUUAAUAUUGGAAAGAGGCAUUUAGCUAAUAUGAUGGGGGAAGAUCCAGAAACUUUCACUCAGGAAGAUAUUGAUAAAGCUAUUGCCUACCUCUUCCCCUCAGGUUUGUUUGACAAGAAGGCCCGUCCUCUCAUGAAGCACCCUGAGGAGAUUUUCCCAAAGCAGCAAGCAAUCCAGUGGGCACCAGAUGGACGUCCAUUCCAUUUUCUGUUUUAUACUGGCAAGCAGACAUAUUACUCAUUACAAUAUGACACAUAUGAGAAGUUAUUAGAAAUUCAGAAAUAUGAAGAUCGAAUGAGAGCUAAGGAUCUCUUUUCAAAAGAGACUAAACAAGUAAACCUUUCUGGCAGUAGAUGGCUAACUAAAGAGGAACUGGAGGAAAUGCUCGUGGAAAAAAUGUCAGAUCAAGAUUACAUGCGUUUUAUCCAUUUACUGGAGAGGAUACUAACUCUCCCCUAUGCCAGCACUGAGGAAGAGCACAUCCAAAAAUUCCGCAAGACCCUUGAAGUUCAGUCUAGAAAGCAGAAGAUAGAACCAAUACAGUAUGAUGAUAAGGGCCGAGGCUUCAGCAUAGGAGAGGGAAGAAGGAAAUCUGCAACAGCAUCUGUUAAACUUUAUGAAAAUGGGACUGGAAAAAUUACCAUUAAUGGAGAUAACCAUCUUCAGUUUUUUCCUGUUCUUCAAGAUAGGGAGCAGCUGAUGUUUCCAUUCCAGUUCCUGGAUCGACUCUGUAUGCAUGACAUGGAUUGUACAGUCUCUGGUGGUGGGAGUUCUGCUCAGGCUGGAGCUAUACGAUUGGCUGCUUCAAGAGCUCUACUUAGUUUUAUCCCAGAGAAUGCAAUGGAGUCUAUGAGGCAAGCUGGUUUGCUGACUCCUGAUCCACGUGUGAAGGAACGCAAAAAGCCUGGUCAAGAAGGUGCCCGUAGGAAGUUCACAUGGAAAAAACGUUAAAAUGUCAACCUGUUCCAGUGCUCACACUUGACUGAACAUACUUGAGGAUUGUACUAUGACUACUCUAGAGUCGACUUUUAUAAUAUUACACACUGAAUUUUCUUUUAUUUUUAUAAACAGCCAAUUUUGUUUUGUAAUUCAAUGUACAGAAGUAUCAUUAAAAUCCAUCUAUGAAAGAACUUCAGCAGUACAUGGAAAACAUCUAAAAUCUCUUUUCAGAGAAACAUUUCUUAGAAACUUCUCAAAUAAUCCAGCUUCUCAGUAUUGUAUUACUCACAGCACAUUAUAAACCAAGGUGAAACUGGUCAUUGCAUAGAAAAUCCUGCCAGUACCUUCAGAAACAUCAUUAAGAGCCAGGUGUUAGUCUGUGCUGUUUGUGAUUUCAUCCUGCUAAGUGUGUGCUGUUCAUCUGUAGAAAGAAUAUACUGGGAUUCCAGCUUCCAUAAGUACUGAAUGUUAUUUUAAAAAGUCCUUAUUAACCUUCUGUACAGUUUAUUGAUUUAGUUUUAUAAUCUGAUCAUUUUUGUAAAACUUUGUUAUACCUCUCUGCUGCUUUUACUACUGUACUUUACAAGGAGUAGAACCGCAUCUGAUGUGUUGUAUUUUUUACUUGCAUUUUGUGCCAUCUUCAUGGAAUAGUCUUGUAACCUGUUUUUACAUAACUCUAUCCAUUUUAGGCAAGGAUAACACCCCCUUUUCCUUUUUGCAUCAUUUAGUUUUCCUAAAGUUUAAACAUAAACAAAGCCUCUUCAGCUUUUGUGGCUGUAAUGUGAAAUCCUUUUUUGCCUGCAUUGCAAGGGUCAUAAGCAUUCUUACUCAGUAUAUCUUGGAUAUCUUUUAGCUGUCCCUGACUUUCAUAGGGAAUACACACCUUGGCUCUAAAUGUUAUCAUUGGCCUUUCUAAGUUAGUUUCUGUGACCAGUGUGGGUAUCUUCCUAGAAUGUCAUACAUUUACAGUAUGGACUUGGUUUUCCUUGGAAAUAAAUGUUACACUCAACAUA